Messenger RNA from Anneissia japonica, 5438 nucleotides. Its product is annotated as elongator complex protein 2-like. The transcript has 17 exons. Bases 13 to 2532 code for a protein of 839 amino acids. Gene Ontology annotation, cellular component: elongator holoenzyme complex. The record is from RefSeq and is a predicted model, not a curated record. Gene Ontology annotation, biological process: tRNA wobble uridine modification. NCBI's taxonomy places the organism in Eukaryota, Metazoa, Echinodermata, Crinoidea, Comatulida, Comatulidae. Gene Ontology annotation, molecular function: protein binding.
ACUAGAAUUAAGAUGUCAGCCUCCAUUGCUAAAUGUGUUGAAACAUGUUAUGUUUCUGCUGGAUGUAAUUGCGUACCACAUUGCGUACAUUGGAGUCAUCAAAAUGUCGUCGCAUAUGCAUCGAAUAGAAAUAUCAUACUUUACGAUCCGGGGUCAAGAUCUUCUACAGGGAAGAUUAUAUCUGUGUUGCAAGGUCACAAAGUUAGAGUGAACUGUGUGAAAUGGGUGCAAGAAAUGCCAUCAUUGGUUUAUCAAACUGAAACUGUGAAUGAGCUGAUCUCGGCUUCCUCAGACCAAACUAUCAAAAUCUGGACGAAAAAUGGAGAUCAGUAUGAGGUGACAUCAACACUGGCAGGUCACGAUGGCAUAGUAACAAUAGUUGAUGCAAUUUACCUACAUGAGGAAGGUCAGUCCACAUUAAAGCCAAGAACGCUAAUCGCAUCAACUUCAACCGAUUCAACCAUUAAGAUAUGGGAGAGACGACAAGAUGAAAAUGAAUUUAAACUUUUGCAGACAAUAUCACGUGGCAAGGGUUUUGCUCUAUGUUUGGCUUGGUGCGUCCUCCCCACAACAAACACUGCUAUACUAACUGUUGGGGACGAUGACUGCAAGUUGCUAUUGUACGUGGAGUCUGGUGGACAAUUUGUUAAAGUGAAUACAUUACAGGGCCAUGAAGACUGGGUUAGAGCUGUACAAGCUAUUGUCACUGAUGAUGGUGACCUUUUGUUGGCUAGCUGUGGACAGGAUUUUUUUAUUCGUCUUUGGAGAAUAUCACCUGAAAAAGAAGAGGCUUUGGACAACAGAAAUGAAGAGAUUAAAAUAGAAGGAAAUACAUUCUCUGUAAUGUCUAGAGAAAAGACUAAACGAUUUAAUGUAUCUUUAGAGUCUGUGUUACUUGGCCAUGAGAACUGGGUGUAUGAUGUACAUUGGAAACCUGCUGUAUUUAAAGAUGGAGUGCGCCACCAACCAAUGUGCCUGGUGUCAGCGUCAAUGGACAAGACAAUGAUAAUAUGGAGGCUAGAUGCUGACUCAGGAAUUUGGAUGGAUAGUGUGCGUGUAGGUGAGGUAGGAGGAAAUACUUUAGGUCUGUACGGGUGUCAGUUCAGCCCCACUGGAGACUCCAUACUCGGGCAUGGAUUCCAAGGGGCAUUCCAUCUUUGGCACACAGAUGGAGCAGAGAGUGAUAAUGGAUGGUCCCCAGGUGUUGUGGUCAGCGGUCACUUUGGUUCGGUUGAAGAUAUUGAUUGGGAUCCCCAGAAUGGUGAUUUUUUACUGAGUGUUGGUAUGGAUCAGACUACGAGAUUACAUGCACCAUGGAUACAGAGCAAUUCAGUCAGUUGGCAUGAGAUAGCACGCCCUCAAGUUCAUGGCUAUGAUAUGCAGUGCAUUUCAAUGGUCUCUAGAAAUAGAUUUGUGUCUGGUGCGGAUGAGAAAGUAGUUCGUGUAUUUGACGCACCUAUCAAUUUCCUCCAGAAUUUCUCGCAGUUGUCCAAAAUUAAGCUAACAGGAGAGGAAUUAGAAAAGUCGGCCAAAAAUGCACCAAUGGGGGCCAGUGUACCGGCCCUGGGUCUGUCUAACAAGGCAGUGUAUGAAGGAGAGUCAAUGGCACCAGUGUCUGACAGAGAAAUCAACCAUCCUAGUGAGCUUUACUCGGAAAUAUACUUUUCAUCAGUGAGCCUAAAUCAACCACCAACAGAGGAACACCUUCUGCAGAACAGUCUGUGGCCUGAGACUCAAAAGCUGUAUGGUCAUGGAUUUGAAAUCUUCUGUUUAGCCAGCCAUCCAUCGGGUACUGUGGUUGCCUCAGCAUGUAAGGCUACAAGACCAGAACAUGCUGCCAUCAUUUUAUGGGAUACUUCAACAUGGAAACAAUUAUGUCAGUUACCAUCCCAUUCGUUAACCAUUACACAACUUGCUUUUUCUCACGAUGGUGAACAUCUGUUGUCCGUGUCACGCGACCGAACAUGGUCACUAUUCAGACGUCGACCAAAUUCUACCCUUGAUGGUCCGUUAUAUAGUAGAGUUGCAUUUACGGAUAAGAAGACGGCAAUCCAUGGACGUAUCAUAUGGGCAUGUUCAUGGUCUCAUGAUGAUAACUUCUUUGCAACUGCGUCAAGGGACAAGAAGGUUAUAAUCUGGGGAAAAGAUUCAUAUUCAACAUCAGCAAGUUGCCUUGGCAACUAUAAGUCUUGCUCAUCACCACUUGAUGUCAAAGAUGCUGCCACAGCAAUUGCGUUUGCUCCUGUUUCCACUCAGGAUGGAAGCUAUUUGUUAAGUAUUGGAACUGAAUCAGGAGCAAUAAAAUUAUUCAAGUGGCAUCCCGCAACAACAGAAUGGAAUCUGUGCUUUGAUUUUGACCAAAGCUUACGGCACUCUCUUACUGUGAAACGUUUGCGUUGGAGGCCAAGGCUUGGACGAGUGGGGUCACAGGUUGAUAAUGCUGGCAACAGUGACGAAAAAUGGCUACAACUUGCUAGCUGUAGUAAUGACUGCUCUGUGAAAAUAUACAAUAUUAAACUCAAUGAGUUAUGAUGAAUGAUAAUUUAAUGUACAUACCUACUUCUAAAUCGUUGAACCAUAAAGAAGCCUUCUGUAGGAGCCGUUUGGCAGAACUAUUGAGGAUUAGCUUCAUGACUACUCAAAGCGCUAUAGAAGUUCUAACAUAUUGAAGUGCUAUAUAUGUCCUAACAUACUGCAUUAUCAUUGGUUCCUAUGCUGUACAGAAAUCGUCCAUGCAUGUGCAUCCAUACAUCUGUGAUGCUGACGUCAUCAAAUUUGUUAAAAUUUUGUAAAAAAGCAAACUUAAAUUUCAAAACAUCUGUUGGUUAUGAAAUUUUUCGUACAUGUGGUAUUGGUCAUGUCAUUUUUCCAUAUUGUUUGAAAUCAUUUUUGGAUAAAUAUUAAAGCAGUACACAGGAAUAUCCUCUCCAUCCAAGACUCUCUGAAUUGAAAGAUCUAUUUUUUUAGAAACCAGAUUCAAUUGUUGACCUCUCCAAAUGAAAAUAUUAGACUCUAAGGAAUGUACGAAAUGCGAUUUAGAUUAGAGGACAUUAAAAAGUCCCUGACAUUUCUACCUGAAUUAAUAAUUUACAAAGUAUAUAUUUUAAGCUCUCUUAAUAUAGAAAAGUCUUGUAUCCGUUUCAUUUGUUUCCUUAUUUCUAUUUACAUCAUUACAAAUAAUUAAAAGAGUUCAUCUGGUUUCUAUAAUAUAGUGACGUUGAACUUUCAUUUAUGAUUUAACUAAAAUAACAUCGAUCACAAUCGCCGAUUUUUUUCAGCUGACUAUGUUGUUACUUCAGUCUGGUCGUUAUGUCAUCAGUCUUUUGACGUAAUGCGGUGAUGGUGGUCGGGGCCCCGCCUGCUCCUUUUGUGUUUAAUAGUUUGUUGUAAAUUUUUGAGAGUUAAUAGGAACCUUCAUCCCCUUUCAUGUUCUGGUAUAUGAUUAUAAUGUGAGGCAUAAUCAGUAAUUGCGGAUUUGUGUUGGGUUGCAGAUGUGGAAUAUCGUUGGGCCAUGGUUAUUACUCCCCCUACAUGUACGUAUUGCGAGAUGUCUGCUCCUUGACUCUAGUGCAAGGGGUCUUUCUGUUUCGCCUAUGUAUGUAUGUUUGCAGUUCAAACAGCGUAUCUCAUAGAUGCGUCCAUUUCUCAGUUGUAUCCUUUGGGUGUACUAAGCCCUCUCCGAUUUUAUUCUGAGGUACGAAAUAAGAGUUGAUUUUAUAUAUUGUCAGUGUUCUCCUCAUGCAUUCUAAUAGGCCUUUGACAAAACAGUCACUUGAAAAUUUUGCCGAUUGCGAUCAAAAUGUCCAGGGAAAUGCAGAUGUUAUUUUGGUUCAAUUAUAAAUAGAAGUUCAACAUCACACCAUUUGAAAAUAAUAUUUUACCAAAAUUGCUGCUUGAUUAGUAAAUCUGAAAAACCAGGGCAACAUAGCCUUGCUUAUAUUAUAAAAGGGUCAAAUAAAUUGUCAACUUUUAAAACAGAUUUAAAGUAUUUGAAUUUUCUGAUUUUUUGGCUAUGGAAUUACCAGCGUUGAUUAAAUUACCAAUCAUGGAAUGGGAUCAAUGCAAUACAACGUAGAAUCGGUGUUAAUUUAUGUUGUAAUUGCUGAGGAAUAUAUUUUCUAAUUUCAAUAUUCAAAUGGAAGCUGUUAACGUGCAUAUUCAAAGGAAGGAAUAAUAAUAAUAGUAAAUUCUCUUCUUAAAGCUGAAGAAUCAAGAUUCAUUUAUUAUCGUCAUACAUAAUAGAUAUAUACAGAUUUGUUUCUUUGAGUUUAUACAAAAAAGAACAAACAGUAAAAAUCGAAAACAACACUAUAUACAGCAUUUAUGAGAAUAAUUUUCAGACAAAUUCUUGGCUUUUAUGUCUCUCAAAAGAUGGGAAGGUGACAAAACAGAAGACGGUUCCCCAAGUCAUUUAAACUUAUUUAUACAGCAGUUUUCUUCCUGCACCUCUUCCUGCAAAUACCAUGUACCCGCCCCAGUACCUCACAGCCUUGCGAAAGGCCGCUUCCCCCCACCCCAAAGUCAUUUAAACUUAUUUAUACUGCAGUUAACUUCUUUCUGUACCCCCCUCCCCCAGUACCUCACAGAUUUGGCGAGACUUUUUUUUAACACCUUGUGUAGCAAACUUAUUUUUUUAUAGUUGUUAAAUGAGGGCGGAAACAUUUUAAAAUAAAAUUGUGUUUUCUUGUAUUCGCAAAAUGAUUUUGCCAAAAACAUCUAGUUGGAGGAGAAAAUUAAAAUAUAAUUUUAUCUAUGAAUGUCAACAGUGUAGUAAUGAGGUGCAUAAAUGCUUAAAGUUUAUAUUAAGGAAGAAAUAUAUGUUAUAUUUUGGAGAUUUCAGGGGAGCCGAUGACAUAAUAUGAUUUUUUCCUGAAAUUUCCAUUUUCGUGGCGGAGGAUGGGAUUACUGGCCAAAAGUGAAAAGUUAUUUUUUCACCAUUAUUGGCUGUCCGAGGGUUUGCUAAACAAGUUAUUAAAACAGUUUUGCCUCAUGACCCAUUUGUGGCUAUUUACACUCGUUGUGAUCCGAUUGAAACAAGUAUUAUUUUGGCUUUUCAAUUCAAUUCAAUAUUUAUUCGAACAUUUAUAAACAUGCAUGGAAUUUAAACAAAUAAUAGUUACAGUAUACAUAGAAAAUAAUCAAGGGACGACAUAUAAACUCUUACUAAUCUGUCACGGUUGUCCCUCUUCAAAGACAGCAAAAGCAACAUUAAACAUGAAAAUGAACAGAAAAUAAACACUCCUCCGUAUAAAUAAGAUAAACAUAAUGUUUAUUCUCUGAUUACUUACAAAUGUAAUUCGAUACCCUAACUCUAAUUAUUUUUAUUAUUAAAAUGACAGUUUAUCAUUAUUAUUUAUCAUUAUUGUUAUGUUUGGAGCCUUCAUUACUAUUAGUUUUAUUGAAUUAUUGAGUUUCAAUAAAGUCAGUUUAAGUUUUGA